AUGAUCAUUGGUUACCUGGCUAUUUUCCAAGAAGGGGUCCAUGAUGAGAACCUGGGCUGGACUGUUGUGCUGCAGGAUGGAACAGAGGAGUAUGAGCUGGCAGGGUACGACUAUGUUCUAGAUCUCAUUGCAGAGAUGGAAAUGGCACCUGGAUUCCCUGUCUGCAAAUCAUUCUUUCUUGUAUCAUCAGAUAAAAUGGCGAGCAAUGCUGAGGAAGUGGACAUAUCAUUCUCAGACGUCCCCACCAAGGUUUCUCCACUGUUACAGGUUGGAGUAAGGGGAUAUCCACAUGAUGGCCCCAUAAAGCACACAGAAGUGUCCCAACAGUAUGUUCAUAACUUUGCUCAGUGGCAAGCUGCUGAUAAAGAGUCAGUGCCAGUCCAUGUGUCAGACACCAGCGACUAUCUGACAUACCAGGGAGAUUACAAACUACCCGUUCGUGAUUAUGGACUGCCACCUGCACCAGACUAUGGCGCAGAGGAUGGGCAGAGGUACAGCCAGGCCCCCGGGAGUCCAGCAUCGUCUUUAUCAACUCCUCAACACCAUGUAUCCAACAGGAGAAUGGGCAUGAGACCACAGAGAGAUGCAAGAAGCAGGCACAGGAGUGUUGGAGGCCGUUCUGUGGGGGGACAGUCUCUCCCCCAUAGUGAACUGUCCCAGUCUGGUCUUGAUGACUACCUGGACAGACUGUUCAAUCCUGUCUUGUCAGAUGACAGCUCUGAUCUUGGUGAUGCAGCUGGUAUGGGAGUGCACAUGAAGGGAGGUGGACAGGCGCCUGCACCACCUGGAGCUGGAGGGACUACAGGAACAACCUCUACUACUCACAACAUGGCAGGGCAAAAUGUAGAUCUUACUGCAGCAAAUAGCAUGAUGGGAAUGCAACCAGGAGUAAUGGGAAUGGGACUCUUGCCAAGUAUGGGGCUAAUGCAAGGUGUGGGGAACCCAGCCUUGAUGCAGCAGGCCAUGCUUCAGCAGCAGGCUUACCUGGCACAACAGAUGAUGCUGCUUCAGCAGCAGCAGGCCUUGUUGUCCCAACAGUCUCAGCUUCCUGGACAGCAGGCUUCAGGCACCAGUCAGAGCAGCACAGGCAAAUCCCCAUCACUGUCUCCAACAGUGUCCAUUACAGAACAACUUCCAGAUGACAAUGGUGAAAUCCCGACUGCUGUACAGGAGCCUCCUGCAGCAGGUCCUGACUCUCCCUCCACAGGGCAUGAUGACAACACCGAGUCUGAGGAAGAAACUCGGCCUUAUGCCUUCUACACCAAGACAACUCCGAGAAUACGUGUGGGCAAUAUUGAAUGGCCGCCUGUUUCAGAGAAGCCGAUGAAGAAAAAGCAGCGUGAUGUUGGGAAACUGCUGAUUGACGACCACACUGCUGACUUGUUAAGCGGGUCACUUCAAACCAAACAGCCAGAGCAAGGACAGCAGCAAGAAGAGGAUGGAAUAGUCCAUGUGCGGAUUUCUUCAUCAGAAAACAAGAAGCCUACAAAAGAGUCUGCGCUGUCGGCUCACCUUCAGGCUAUAGACAAGCUAAAACAUGGAUCUCCUAAGAAAGUGUCCAUCAGCCCAGUAACAGCCUCUCCAGCUAAAAAGGAGCCUCGGCCUCAAACUACGUCAGGGAGGGAGAAAUCUUCAGCACCAGCCACACCUGCAGUGUCUGAACUAGCGGAACAGAAGAAGUCACCUGUGAAAACUGCCUCUUCAAUCCUUCCUGUUUCAUCUCCAAACAAACAUCCCAAAUUUGCACUGAAGAAGAAGCCAGAUCCUCAUCAGGAGGCCAUGGAUAAGCUUAAGGAGGUUAAAAAGAAGCUCCCCUCUUCUGUGGACACUCCAGCUGCCCCAACCAGUAACCCUCCUUCAGUACCAAAGCCAGUCACGACAAGAGAAGAGCAGCCAGAAGACAUGAAGGAAGAAAAUACGUUGGAAAGUGAAGAUCCCCACAGAGCAGCUUUGGCAAAGAUUGGAGGCGUUAUCAUCAAAAGGGCACAGUCCUCGUCCCCAACACGCAGUGCUGGACCAGCAGACUCUGGCGGAACACUGGUGUCCUCAGACUCAGAUUCAGAUGCCGUAUCUGAAAAGAGUCAAGACAUGAAGAUACACCAAGAGGCCCUCAGGAAGCUCAGCCAAAAAACAGGCAGGCCAGUGCUUCCUCAGAAUCACCCAACUAGUAAUGCAGAGGCCCAGGGACGUCAGGGAGAAGCACCACAAGAGACACCUGAUGUCGUAUCUCAAGAUGGUUUUCCCCGGUCAGGACAAACUAAGACAGAACUCUACCCUCCCAGUCCUGGGCCUUACUAUACCUACACCAGAGUGCACUGGAACCUGUGUGUCAGGAAGGAGGUUUUUAAUCCCAUGGAGAAGCUGGAGAACCCGACAGCUCUCAACCUUGUGUUUGCGCAGGUGGUCCAUGAUGUGUCCAGGAUAAACAGCUGCCUUAGGAUGACCAUUGAGGAGAGCAGCAAGCUGCAAACCAUAUUUGAUGAACAUGGCAUCACACCAUCCAAUCUCUCACAGACUGCAAUGACCAAGAAGAGAGUAGUGGACAUAGCACGAGACUUUCCCACCUAUUUCUGCAGAGUCUUCCCUGUAUCGGGUGACAGGGCAAACCCAGAGGUCCAGAUGCUGGGCGUGUCUCACUCUGGAGUCAGGUUCAUGAGGAGGGAUGCAGAGAGUGCAUUUAAAGACUACCUUCAUGUGUUAAGGGAGUUCAGGUUCAAGGACAUUCGAUCAGUUGAGGUGGAGCCCAGGACUGUUCUGCACAUCAACCUACACAGUGGAAACAGGAUUCCCCUGUAUACACCAAGGGCUAAACAAAUUCAGGAUAUGAUUAGAAAAUGGAUCAAGGAUCUUGAAAAAGAGUCCAACUAUGUUCGUGCCACUAGAAGCUAUGUCACCCGGGAUGUUCCCAGGAAAGAACAAGAAGAGAAGCUGUUGAGUUUCCAGUCAGGUGAUGUCAUUAAGCUGUUGAAGGAACUACGGGAGGAUAUCCAUGAAGACGAUGGUAAAGCAAAAGCUGACAGGUCCCUGUCAGCUUUACCAGAACAGCUGGAUGGGUCUGAAAACACCCGGUCAGACUGGAUGUUGGGGGAGGUGAAAGGAGACAAAGGCUACUUCCCCAAGGACUAUGUGCAGCCGGUCGCACACAGGUCACCUCGCUCAUCUGUGUCUGAUCCAGAUAGGACCAGCCAGGCUGCAACUGACACAAGGAGUGAGUUUGCUUCCCUGCCUGUGGGGACAUCUCCUAUGAUGGAAUAUGCAGGGAAAUACUUCAGGGAGUCAACAACCAGGUCUUUGACAGAGGAGGAGAAACUAGAGCUUGUGCAAUUCACAAAGUCUCCACUGGAAAAGCCACUGUUGCCUCUGGACAGAGAGUUUGACCAGUGCUGCACUGACAACUUUGUUUGUGAGUAG
Messenger RNA from Branchiostoma belcheri (Belcher's lancelet), 3411 nucleotides. RefSeq names its product unconventional myosin-XV-like. Gene Ontology annotation, molecular function: protein binding. The transcript is spliced from 21 exons. The coding region runs from base 1 to 3411 and encodes 1136 amino acids. NCBI's taxonomy places the organism in Eukaryota, Metazoa, Chordata, Leptocardii, Amphioxiformes, Branchiostomatidae. The record is from RefSeq and is a predicted model, not a curated record.